Molecule: messenger RNA, 1182 nt
Organism: Rotaria sp. Silwood1
Lineage: Eukaryota; Metazoa; Rotifera; Eurotatoria; Philodinida; Philodinidae
Source: the annotation of a GenBank genome assembly
AUGAAUCAAAACAAAUUAACAACUGCUGCUAAUAACUCACUCUCUCCGUCUACUAUAAAUAGAUCUAAGAAACCAUUGUCAAUAUCCACAACCGAUGUUGUUACUGCCAGUAGCGGAUCACCAGCAAUAACAGCGAAGGCUACAAGCGCAAAAACCGUGCGAUUCCAACAUGUUCGUAAGGCUCUACAAAAUUUUCGACUUGUCUGGCUUGAUUCAAAUUUAGACGAAUCUAAAGAUGAAUAUAAGAAAAUAAUACAAUACUUACGACACAUUGUAAUAUCCGUCACGAUAUUUACAGAUGUCCACCAAUGCAUUGAUUUUCUCAAUCAAAUUAAUGACGAAAAAGUAUUUAUAAUUGUAUCUGGCUCACUCGGACGUGAUUUAAUGCCAGAAAUUAAUGGUUUGCCACAAUUAUAUUCUACUUAUAUCUUCUGUGGCAAUCCAUCAGUUCAUGAACGUUGGAGUAAAACAAUAUCAAAGGUAAAAGGUGUAUAUACACGACUCGAACCGAUUUAUACAGCAUUAAGAAUCGAUUGUGAACGAUGUGAUCAAACUUUGAUCUCGAUGAGUUUCCAUGGCAUUGAUGAUUUUUUUAUGUAUACACAAUUAUUUAAGGAAGUUCUUUUGAAAAUUGAUGAUAAUGACGUUAAAUCCAUCCAAGAAUUUGUUGAUUACUGUCGUGUUCAAGGUGAGAUUCCUGAAGACCAGAUUGCAAAGAUUGAACGAGAAUAUCGUCUUCAUACAUAUCUUUGGUGGUAUACGGCUCCAAAUUUUAUUUAUUCGAUACUUAAUCGAGCUCUCCGAUUAUUGGAUGUCGAUAUGAUACUCAAAAUUGGUUUUUUUAUUCGAGACUUACAUCGAUAUAUUGAACAAUUACAUCGCGAACAACAGUCCAUGACGACAAUACCGACAAUUCCAUUUCAAGUAUUUCGAGGUCAGGGUUUAUCUAUUCAAGGCUUUGAAAAAUUGACAAAAACAGAAGGAGGACUUAUGUCUUUCAACAAUUUCCUUUCAACAAGUCGCAAUCGUCAUUUUCAGCUGAGCAAUUUUGCACGUCCGGCAGCAAGUGAGCCUGAUUUAGUUGGUGUACUCUUUAUUAUGACGAUCGAUCCAAAACUCUGCACAACAUUGUCGAUUCCCUUUGUCAACAAUUAUUCGAGUUUGCUUCAUAAUUCACCUUAA